This is a messenger RNA of Helianthus annuus (common sunflower), 716 nucleotides long. Its product is annotated as probable LRR receptor-like serine/threonine-protein kinase At1g07650. The coding region runs from base 264 to 716 and encodes 150 amino acids. The record is from RefSeq and is a predicted model, not a curated record. Gene Ontology annotation, molecular function: protein binding. NCBI's taxonomy places the organism in Eukaryota, Viridiplantae, Streptophyta, Magnoliopsida, Asterales, Asteraceae. The transcript has 8 exons.
ACUAUGAAUUAUACUUUCUGUUUCAUAUAUUCUGCACAGAUCUCUCUCUCUUUUUUUUUUUCUAAAACAAAAUGUUUCUAUUCAGCUCCAGAUUUUAGUGAAACUAUUAAAAUUUGAAUUUUUUUCUUUUACAAUUCAGACUUAUAUCAUCCCAGAAUAUCUCGACUUCCCUUCCAACCGAGUUUACCAAGCUACCGUACCUUCAAUUAUUGGAUCUCAGUCGUAAUUACCUCAGGGGAACUAUACCUCCUGAAUGGGCUACUAUGCGUUUGAGCAACCUCUCUCUCAUGGGAAACCGGUUAUCCGGGCGGUUUCCAACAGCUCUUACCAAAAUCGCCACCCUUCUAUAUUUGAGCAUAGAAGGAAAUCGUUUUUCAGGACCCAUACCCAAAGAGAUUGCAAACUUGAAGAACUUGGACAAGCUUGAUCUAUCUUCAAAUGAUUUCACUGGACAUCUGCCUGCUGCACUUGCGAAACUUACCAACUUGACUUAUUUGAGGAUAUGUGACAACAAUUUCACCGGAAAAAUACCGAACUUCAUUAGCCAGUGGACACAAAUUGAGAGAUUAGAUAUACAAGGUUCUUCUUUUGAGGGGCCCAUUCCUUCUAGCAUCUUUGCCUUAACACAACUGCGGGAUCUGAGAAUCAGUGACUUGAAAGGUGGCGGUUCUACUUUCCCGUCACUAGAGAACAUGCUAAAGCUAAGUAUACUGUGA